Molecule: messenger RNA, 821 nt
Organism: Aphis gossypii (cotton aphid)
Lineage: Eukaryota; Metazoa; Arthropoda; Insecta; Hemiptera; Aphididae
Exons: 6
Coding region: 79-696 (205 amino acids)
Source: RefSeq, a predicted model, not a curated record
AAAAAUUGUUAUGACGAUAAAUAAAAUGUGACUAUUCUUGUUUCUCAUUUUAAUAUUCAACAUUCAUAAAUUGUAUUCAUGGAGCAGCAGACCAAUAGUCAUUGUAACCAGUAUAAUAUAGAAAAAGUUGAAACGUUCGUACAAAAACCACCACCGCAACAACAAAAGUUAACAAUGUCUCUUGUGAAAUAUGGUGAAAUAACUCCAAAUGAAUUGAUAUACUUUAAUGAAGUCGAAUCGAUUAAUAAGAAGACUGAUAUAAAAUGGCCACCCAAAACAAAAAUUAAUAAGAAAGAACGGAAAAAGCGACGAAAUGCUCGAGUGCAUCGUUUAGUACUUCCCAGAAGCCCAUUGGUGGUAUUUUCUGAGUUGUUUAAUGAUGUGCCAAUUCACUUAAUUGAACAUAAACUUCAUAAUGUUAAGCGUUAUACGGCUACUUUUGAAUUUGAUGGUCAAACGUAUUCUGAAAAUGAUAUUUCUAAAAUUGGAGCCAAACAGAAAGCAUGUGAAAAAUGUUUACGUAUUAUGUUGGUAAAGAAAUUAAGUGGACAAUACGAAAAAAAAGAAGAAUCUCCAAUAGAUGUUGAAGAAAAUGGUUCAAUAUCAAAACCUAAAGGAUUGCCUCAGGAUGAUUUUCCAUGGGGACACUUCGCUUCAUUAGCUAUGUAUAAGUUAAUAAAUCAAUGGAAACUGUAGCUUGUUGUUGCAAGAAAUAACAUAGAAAUUGUAAUAUAGAAAAAGUAGUGGAUUCACCUUCUCGGCGCCCCGAGGCUCUAUGUUUACAACCCCCUUUUUUCAAAAAAAAAAAAAUUGUGAUUAAU